GGACUUGGCUUUCAAUAUUUCUCUUUUGGAGGGGGCAGUGUCCAAGUUGCUCACUUUAGCAAAUAUUUUAUUCAUCAAAAGGGCAAUAUUGUAAGUCUGACAGUCUAAUUCUUGAAUGAUACAUCUUCCUAAGAGAAGACUAUGCUAGUUUAUGGUGAAAUUACCAGGGAGGUAGCAUCUUCUUCUCUUCCACUCAACAGUCGGGUAGCCAUUGUGACUGGGGCUUCACGCGGCAUUGGUCGUGCCAUUUCCAUUCACCUGCACUCUCUUGGUGCUAAAGUUGUGCUCAACUAUGCUUCAAGCUCCACCCAAGCUGAUCACCUUGCAUCAGAGCUCAAUGCCUCAGCUUCGGCUUCUCACCCCCAUGCAGUUGUUAUCAAAGCUGAUGUUUCAGACCCAGAUCAAGUCAAGCAACUUUUCGACAGAACUGAGCAAGAAUUUGGUUCAAAAAUCCAUAUCCUUGUAAACUGUGCUGGGGUUAUGGAUCCAAAGUACCCUUCUUUGGCCAAUACAACGGUGGAGGACUGGGAUAUGACUUUCAAUGUCAAUGCCAAAGGAGCAUUCUUGUGCUGUCGGGAGGCAGCUAAUAGAUUGGCUAGUGGAGGUGGUGGAAGAAUCAUAAUGAUAUCAACAUCUGUGGUUGGAUCAAAUUUUCCAGGAUAUGCAGCUUACGCUGCCUCCAAGGCCGCAGUGGAGACGAUGACAAAGAUACUAGCCAAGGAGCUAAAGGGUACAGGAAUAACUGCUAAUUGUGUUGCUCCAGGACCAGUAGCUACAGAGCUGUUUUUUGCAGGUAAAACUGAGGAAACAAUCAAGAGAAUAGCUGAUUCCUGCCCUUUGGGCAGACUUGGCGAGCCAAAGGAUAUAAGCGAAAUUGUGGGAUUCUUGGCUAGUGACGCAGGCGAAUGGAUCAAUGGCCAAGUCAUAAGGGUCAAUGGUGGAUUUGUAAUCUAAAGGCUGAAUUAAUUUGUCUGAUGAUUCGAGAGUCUUGCAUUGUUCUCAUAUGUUCUUCAAAAUCAUUACUUCUACGUUUAGAUUCAGUUUCUUUUCCUUAGUGAUGGCCUCAGCUAUUUCUAGAAAUGAAUAUCCAGACGAAAUGAUAUUACCUGUUUUUAUGCAUCCAAUCAAUAUAAAUGCUUUUGAGUUUUAGCAA
Ricinus communis (castor bean) is the source of this 1153-nucleotide messenger RNA. RefSeq names its product NADPH-dependent aldehyde reductase-like protein, chloroplastic. The transcript has 2 exons. The coding region runs from base 142 to 954 and encodes 270 amino acids. The record is from RefSeq and is a predicted model, not a curated record. Lineage: Eukaryota; Viridiplantae; Streptophyta; Magnoliopsida; Malpighiales; Euphorbiaceae.